Molecule: messenger RNA, 3766 nt
Organism: Manis javanica (Malayan pangolin)
Lineage: Eukaryota; Metazoa; Chordata; Mammalia; Pholidota; Manidae
Gene: HAVCR1
Product: hepatitis A virus cellular receptor 1
Biological process (GO): positive regulation of mast cell activation; phagocytosis, engulfment
Cellular component (GO): cell surface
Molecular function (GO): virus receptor activity; phosphatidylserine binding
Source: RefSeq, a predicted model, not a curated record
AUAUGACUUCUCAGGCCUGGGGUCUGAAUUAAAAAUCAAGAUCCUUGUUGAAACUUUUAAAAAGUAUUCUAGCAGAGAACUAGAAAAAGUAUUCUAGUAUUCGAGCCCACCAAUAUCUCUAUAAUCUAUUUAAGUUAGUGGAUCAAAUCCAGCAAAAAAGAAAGAUAGUCUGACUGGAUAAUUUGACUUUCAAAGACAUUUCCCAAUCUUCUUAUGUAAAGGUGUGGCAGAAAGAUAAAGAAUGGAAUUCUGGGAAAAAGUUGUCUUUAUCCAUAGAAACCUUUAGAGGAAGAAUCGGUGACAUACCCCAGGAGCAGCUGGGAACCUGCCGCCUCACCUGCUGGCCAUACCGCCAUGCAUCCUUGGGUAGCCAUCUCAAGCUUCAUACUGCUUCUGACAGAUGCUGUAGUUUCUGAUGCACUAGUGAGUGGAGUGGUGGGCCAGCCUGUCACACUGCCCUGCACCUACUCAACAGCUAAUGGAGUCACGACCAUGUGCUGGGGCCGAGGCACAUGUCCUAGUAAUCUAUGCUCAGACGAACUUGUCUGGACUGAUGGAACCCAUGUCACCUUUCAGAAGCACACACGUUAUAAGCUGGAGGGAGACCUUUUGGAAGGGAAUGUGUCUUUGACCAUAGAGAAUGCAGUCCAGGCUGACAGUGGCCAGUAUUGUUGCCGUGUUGAGCACCGAGGGUGGUUUAAUGAUAUGAAACGUACCUUAUCAUUGGAGAUAAAGCCAGCUGAGGUCACCCGUGUUCCAACAUCACCUAGGGUUUUUACCUCCGCUCCUCCAAUGCCUGCACCCACACAGAGCCUCCAACCAGUUGCCACUUCAUCUUCACCAGUGCAGACAGCAGAAACCCAGCCUACCACACUGCAGGGACCCAGGACUCUGCAACCUACCGAUUCACCACUGUACUCUUGCCCAACAGAUGGCAGUGGUACUGUGACACAGUCUUCAGAUGGCCUUUGGCAUAGCAAUCAAACUCACGUGUCCUUGGCACAAAAUCCAUGGAUGAUCACCAGUAAGGGACUCUACAUUGGAAUUUGUAUUCCUGCCAUGCUAUUGCUCAUUUUUUUGGUUGCCAUAAUCACCAAAAAAUAUUUAUGCAUAAGAAACAAGCUGGAGCAACUAAACAUGGUUUCAUUGAAUGACCCUCAGAUUGGAGCUUUGCAAGGUACAGCUGAAGUGCGUGUCCGAGCAGAAGACAAUAUCUACAUUAUUGAGGACAAUGUUUACGUCAUGGAGUAAGACCUGGAAUGGCCCUAUAAGGCCUUAUGCCCUUGACUGUGGAAGAGUGACCAGCUAUCACCAUGUCAGAGGCCUUUGAAGCUCCAGAAUGAUUUUUCUGUCAAUUUCACAUGCAUUCGAACACACCAACGAUGUUGAGUAGAGUGACUCUAGCUCAUCUGUGUACAGUCAACCUCACUUGGUAAUACAGUCUUAAUUUUUUGUACUAAAGUUGGCUCAAACUUUCUGGUCAUUGCAGAGCUCUCUCCCAAACAUAAAAUGAAUGCUGUAGACUGUAUAUUCUCUUUAGAUGCUGUGAACCCUGUAUCCAUCAAGAAUUCUUCCUGAGGAGACAGGAAAAGAACUACCUUGGUCACCAAAACUGUCAAGAAAAGUUGAAUCAGGACUUAAAAUCAGCAAAUCUGAUUUGGGACUAAAAGUGCUUCACUUGGAAGCAUUUCACGAUUAUCUCUUGUUUUUUUAUGUUGUAACGCCAAAUGUCACAUUUCUUUAGUCCCCCAAAAGUUUCAAAUUAUGGGGGUGCACAAGUUUUUAUUUCCCCCAUGAGGAAAUAGAAGUGAGUGUGAUUUUACCAGUAUAGGUACAUCUGGUUUCUCAUGGCUCUGGAAAUAGAAGGUAGUAAGUGCUUUCCCUGGGACUAGGAAGAGUAUUUUUGCAGUUAGAAGAAGCUCGGGUAGUGAGUAGACCAAGUAAAGACCAGGGAAAGAAAAUUAAUUGCCAUGUGAUUUAACUACUCCUGAUGCAUGCCACUUCUGUACAUCUGUGCCACAGUUCUGGGCACUUACAUAGACAACUGUCAGCCUCUCUGAACUAAUAUUUAAAAUGAGGUAGGACAGAAAUAAAAGAAAAAAAGAAAGAGAAUAAGGAAAAAGGCUUUCUUAGAAGAGUUAGUUUGCAGAUACAACAGUAUUGAUUGAGGGUGUUACUAGUUUCAAAUGAAAUUCUAAAUUGUCCUCAAACCACUUUGAUUUUUAAAGGUGUUUUGGAAGGAUGAAGGGCUUGUUUUCAUAUCAUAUUAAUCCCAAAGUUAUUCCUUUUCCACGAUUCUAUUAAAUUUUUAGUUUUGCUAAGACAGUUAAACAAAAGUUAAAGCUGAAGAUAUUUUUGGUCACUAGAAGCAUUUCUACAUGAACAGUUAACAAGGCUGGGUAUUAAUUUCAACAUGAGUACACCCACUCUGAAAUAACUCAGGCUUGAGGUUCAGAGCUACUCACACCCCAGUGGUCUAAGAGGGCAGGAUGUUUGUUUUCUAAGGCAACAUUUUUUGACACUGUUCUGCAGAGUUCUGUGAAAUUAAUAGGACCUCUGAAUGAAGGUUAUAUGGGUAAAUGAAAUUGUUAAUCCUUCUAUACCGGGUUUCUGAAAUGGAGCCUGCCUGAUCUGGUCUAAAAAAUUCAAAACAACAUGUAUAAAUCUGGAUAUUUUAGACUAAAGCCCAGAUUUGUGCCUUUUCUGGAAAGACCCUGUAACAUUGGACUGCAAGUCCUAUCGGGACUUCAUUAGAUCACAUUCCUUCAGUCCCACAGUCCUUGCCUUCCCUGCAUGCUCAUGUUUGUUACCUGGUUUCUGACUGGGGUUUUGGAUUUAUGAUGCUUGCUCUAUAUUCCAUAUCCUUCCUGGAGAUUUUUGAUGGCACACUACAGGCCCUGGGAGUUUGCUUAGCUUUGCUUGAAAAACUUGUUUGAACCUCAUGAGCACAAUGACUCCUGGCAUGCCUAGUAGCACCCUGUGAAACAGUACGUGGAGGCAUGGGGAAAGGGGGACAUAGGAUUUGGAAUAGGACCUACGUUCUAAUCUUAACUCUGAGCAGUAACACUGGAUGACAUUAGGGCAUAUGUUUGUUUAUGCCUAAAUGUUUUAAUCUAUUAGAGAAAAUUACUUCCAUACUUACAUCAGUGUAUAGUGGUAAUUCUUAUAGCAUGUUGCUUGUGAAAAGUGUUUAAAAAGUGAAAAACACUACAGAAAUGCAAAAGUUUUAUUCUUUUGGUGGACUUUAUAGUAAUAACAGAUCUAGCAUUAGUGCUCAAUACAUUUCAGUGGUGUUGCACUUGUCUCUUGCUAUAUGGUACUUAUUUUUGUUUUGAAUUGCUUGUUUUUUUUAAAGGUAUUGGCUAAAUUUAGCCAUAAUUUUAUAUUGUAGAAAAAAUUGUCAGUACCCAAGAGGGUGAUGGGUAAGAGGGAAGGAAGAGGAGGUAUUUAGUUAAUAUUAAAUUCUUUUCUGUAAAUACAUCAAUCUUGUAGCAUGCACCGAGUUUUUUCUUUGAUUCUUCAAGACAAUUGAGAUUCUGUUUUCUACAAUCUAUCUGGGGCAUUUGGACACUGGUAUAAUUAAGACCUUAUGUUUAAACUUAGGAAAGUUUGCACAUUUUUAAGAAGGAGCAAAACCAGUUUUUCACAGAUGGCUGUGAAGAUAAUUUUGUGAGCACAUGAAAGUGUGAGAGACUCUUGUGGCUAGUUUCAUUUGCAUGUACACUCAAGAAUAAAAGAGAUUUUUGUUUUUAUUUUGAAAAUUGAA